Molecule: messenger RNA, 1097 nt
Organism: Solenopsis invicta (red fire ant)
Lineage: Eukaryota; Metazoa; Arthropoda; Insecta; Hymenoptera; Formicidae
Gene: Trs23
Product: trafficking protein particle complex subunit 4
Exons: 3
Coding region: 373-1026 (217 amino acids)
Biological process (GO): endoplasmic reticulum to Golgi vesicle-mediated transport
Cellular component (GO): TRAPP complex
Molecular function (GO): protein binding
Source: RefSeq, a predicted model, not a curated record
CUGAAGUUCCUCGGGAUUUCUCUCUGCCCAUCACAGAACAUAUAUAUGUAUGUACAUACACCUAAAGCACAAACCUGCAUAAACCGCCCUAAUGCCCUAAACUAAACUUGUUUUCGAACGCAAGGAUCGUUAUAAUAUUAAUAUUAAAUUCUUUAAAAUGUGAGACAAUAUGAGGAUUUGCAAAAAAUGUUUAAUGAAUAUAUUUAAUCUCUAUAAUAUGCUUGAACAUUGAAGCGAUAAUUUUUUUAAUCAAGUAUCAAGGAUAUAAUAGAGGAAGGGAAGAACCAAGGCGCGAGAUACAGAAUCGAAGGUGACAUAUGUCAUAUAUUUAGACGAUGAAUUAAAGAUAUUUGAAUAAAAAAAGAUCACAGAAUGGUGAUAUAUGGAGUUUACAUUGUAUCCAAAUCUGGUGGUUUGAUCUUUAAUCAUGAUCACAAUGUCCCAAAAAUUGAAGUCGAGAAACCCUUUAAUUUUCCACUCAAUAUUAAAUUAAAUUAUGAAAACAAGAAAAUAGUAGUAGCUUUCGGACAGAAAGAUGGAAUACAUGUGGGACACGUAUUAACAGCUGUGAAUGGAAUUGCGAUCACGGGACGCGAGCUCGAAGACGGAAGAGACAUCUUGGAGAUGUUGGAGCAACCAGAAAAUUUCCCCGUAACGUUGAAAUUUAGUCGGGCAAAAAUGACGACGAAUGAGAAGAUAUUUCUCGCUUCGAUGUUCUAUCCUCUUUUCGCAAUAGCGAGUCAACUGAGUCCCGAACCGCGAAGUUCCGGAAUUGAGAUUCUCGAAGCGGACACAUUUCGUUUAUAUUGCUUUCAGACGUUGACAGGCAUCAAGUUUAUGAUUGUGGCGGAACCGUCACAGCCAGGCAUGGAAAUUUUGUUAAAGCGAGUGUACGACUUGUAUGCGGAUUACGCCCUAAAGAAUCCAUUUUACGCGCUGGAAAUGCCUAUUCGUUGCGAAUUAUUCGAAACCAAUUUACAAACGCUGUUAGAAACCGUAGAAAAAUCUGGGAUAAGUAACGUUUAGUUUAUAUUAUAAUUUACAUGUAUUGUGUUAAUAAAUUUAUAGUAAUUUAAAUAAAAAUAUUUAAGAAAGUA